UUCAGUCUGCCUCUAGAAGUCGAUCGUGAUCGUGGCCAGUCAGUUCCGCUCGCUAGCAGAGAAGCCGAGAAGCCGAUACCCUCGUUUCCCCCCCUUUAAGCAUACAAGUGUUUUUUUUCUAGUUUAAGUUUAAGACGCGCGCGCUUCGAGUUCAUUUUCGUUGUUGGUCCAAAACACCCGCAUUAAAUCACACACACACACACAACACACAUAAAGACAAAAUGAAGUACUUCAACAUCUGCCUGCUCUUCAUCGUCUGCGCAAUGUGCUACGGCCUGGUGUCCGCCCAGGACGAGGGUGGUCCGGCCGUGUCGCCGGCGAAGAGGAUCGCCGCCCUGCGCCGUCCCGUUGGCAAGGCGGCCAAGGUGACCACCACGACGACACCGGCGCCGGCACCGGCGGAUGCUGCCGGCGAGGGUGAGGAGUACGACGAGGAGGCCGGCGAGCACGGUGAUCACGGCGAGGAGGGCGAUGAGGCGGCCUUCGCCAGCUCCACCACCACCACCACCACGGAGGCGCCCAAGAAGGUCGGCCCGGUCAUCCGGCCGUUCCGCUCCAACGAUGACUUCCUCAACUCGCUGAAGCGCCGCCAGGCGAACGCCAAGAAGCACCGCGCCGAGAAGCCCCCCAGUCCCAGCAAGCCGGCCAAGAAGAGCGAGGAGUCCGACUCCGGCGAGCAGGAGGAGCCGGCAUCCGCGCCAGCACCCGCCCCCGCAGCCAGUCCCGCCAAGGGCUACAAGGGAAAUUCGGCAUUAAGCCGUCGUAAGUUGUCUAAGCCCGCCAAGGCGACGCCCGUGGAGCAGGUGGAGGAUGCCGCCGCCGAGGAAUCCGAGCAGCAGCAGAAGGAGGAGACGAAGCCCAAGCGCCCCAUCGGUCGCCUGGCCCUGCGGAAGCGCAACUAAGCGGGAAUCCCGAGUUCCCAUGCUCCAUGCCUCAUCGCCCAUGCCACAAACAACCCCCCGGUCCUUCCCCUCCCCUACCCCUACCCCAUCCUACCCAUCAAAUCAUAUGGCUAGCUAUGUGGCAGCCCGAUCUGCCCUUUAGUUCUUAGUUCGCAAUUGAUUUUUUGUGUAUGUAAUAUAUUUGUAAUUUUAUAUUGUAAACAAAAACACGCGCACACACAACACUCACUCAAUCACGCCCACGACCACGCCCACAAUCCAGAGACAGCCCCAUCCUCCAUGUCCGUGAUAAAUGCGCAUGUAUAUUUCGCGAAUAUAUAGGCGCUUAUUUGCUCGGGCACAAUUAUGUAUUCUUCACAACCAUCAAUCAACCGAUCAAUCAAUCAAUCAACCAGUAAUAAAAACAACAAAAUCAAAUACA
Messenger RNA from Drosophila rhopaloa, 1323 nucleotides. Its product is annotated as dihydrolipoyllysine-residue acetyltransferase component of pyruvate dehydrogenase complex. The coding region runs from base 222 to 902 and encodes 226 amino acids. The record is from RefSeq and is a predicted model, not a curated record. The transcript is spliced from 3 exons. NCBI's taxonomy places the organism in Eukaryota, Metazoa, Arthropoda, Insecta, Diptera, Drosophilidae.